Messenger RNA from Danio rerio (zebrafish), 1203 nucleotides. Lineage: Eukaryota; Metazoa; Chordata; Actinopteri; Cypriniformes; Danionidae. The record is from RefSeq and is a predicted model, not a curated record.
AUGAUCUGUUCUGUUGAUCAGGUGGCAAUGAAGGUGGUUUUGAAGAGCAGUGACAUGGAUUACCUCAGCAUUCCUGGUCAUCCUACACCCCUUCCGUUAGAGGUUGCUCUAACCAUUCUUGCCAACAAUGGUCCGACCGUUCCUCAGAUAAUCCAGAUGCUGGAGUGGCAGGAGCGUCCCGACUCCUAUAUAAUGAUCUUGGAGCGUCCCUCACCCUGCGAAGACCUUUUUGAUUUCCUGGAGCGGCACUUAGGAACCCUCAGUGAGAACAUGACACGGCACAUCAUGUGGCAGGUAGUGCAGGCUGCCCACAUGUGCUGUCAGCGAGGGGUCCUCCAUCGGGACAUUAAAUUAGAAAACCUGCUGAUAAACAAGGAAACUUUAGAAGUGAAACUUAUCGACUUUGGCUGCGGUGACCUUCUGAAGACCUCAGCAUAUACAACAUUCUGUGGGACUGAAGAUUACUGUCCACCUGAAUUUAGAUCCAGUGGCAGAUAUUAUGGAAAAGCAGCAACUGUUUGGUCACUGGGGGUUCUCCUGUAUGAGCUGCUGUGUGGAGAACCUCCAAAACACCAUGACCUGGACUUGACAGAUGAAAGGAUUUGGAUCAAACCUGGAUUGUCAAAAGAGUGCUGCCAACUGGUCCAGUCCUGCCUGCAGAGGAGCCCCAAGAAGAGGAUCGCUUUGGGGAAACUCAGCAGCCAUCGCUGGUUCAAGGUAUUCAAUUCUACAUUUUCUUUCCUGACCAUUUUUAUACAGGAGGUGUGUAAAAGUGUAACAUAGAGACCAACAAAUGUGUGUGUUGCUUGUUUCAGGUCACCAGAUAAAGAAAAAAAAAGAAGUUCCAGAGCCCUCCAUCAAGACGAUUAUAUCAUCUGAUUUUCUACAUCUUCUUGUCAUGAGACUCAAAUAAAUUAUUGUUUUAUAAACACUGUUGUGCCUGAACGUCCUGUAAUGGAUUGAUGAGAAAAUGUGCCUGCAAGACGCAAACCAGAGCUGAUUCUCAACACUAACCCAGUUCCAGUGCUGUGUGUCAACAUUGUACUCAUCUGUCGACACUUACAGAUCCUGACAAAACUGUAGGUGUCUUAGGAAAGCUCGUCCCCCUAUCCAUAUCAUGCUCUAUAGAGGGACCCUCAGGAGCACAGGUGUCAAAUCCAGUUCCUGGAGGGCCGCAGCUCUGCACAGUUUAGUUCCAACCCU